AUGGCUGCUUCACAGAUACAGCCUCCCCGCUCGAUAUUCCUGAGGCAUCGCGAGGAUGAACCAGUACCGGGAGAGAACGGCCGCCGCCGGGCCCUGAUCUACUUCAUCUGCGGCAACCCGGGCCUCAUCGAGUUCUACGAGGGGUUCCUGGCCCACCUCCGCCAGCUGAUCUCCGCCUCGGCGUCGAUGAACGGCGUGGAGGUGGACCUGUAUGGGCGCAACCUGGUCGGGUUCGACGACGAGGACCACCACCCGCCGUUCUCGGCGCCGGACAACGUUCCGCUCGACAUGGAGGGCCAGAUCUGCUCCGUGUACGAGAACGUGGCGGUGGUGGUGAGGGAUGAGGCCAAGAGGACGGGAGGCAAGGGCUACGGGGACGUGAUACUCAUGGGCCACUCGGUGGGCGCGUACAUUGCGACGGAGGUGAUGCACCGGCACCUCAGGGAAGAGGAGAGGGAAGAGUGGGCGAGGCACGUGAGGCUGCGGCAUGGGUUCCUGCUCUUCCCUACGCUGACGCACAUCGCGGCGUCGCCGAGCGGGCGCCGGAUGCAGCUCCUGAGGCAGGUGCCGCUGAUGGACUCGUACUUCCACGUGCUGGCGAGGGGGCUGCUGGGCGUGAUCCCCGAGGCGGCGGUGCGCUGGCUCGUGGGCCGGGUGGUCGGGGUGAAGGGGGACGGGGGGAUGGCUGCGGUGCUGGCGCGGUGGCUGAAGAGCCGGGACGGGGUGUGGCAGGCGGUGCACCUGGGCAAGUCGGAGAUGGAGACGAUCAGGGAGGAGGUUUGGGAGGAGAGGCUGUGGGGGAUGGCGGAGGAGGAGGAGGAGGGAGGGGCGCCGAGGUUCUUCAUCCUGUAUGGCAAGGAGGACCACUGGGUUGCGAACCAUCUGAGGGAUGAGUUCAUUGCGCGGAGGAGGAAGGAUGGCGGCGAGACGAGGAUUGAGGUGGACGAGGGGGAUCUUCCGCAUGCUUUUUGUCUGAAGGAAGAGGACUACAAGCAGGUUGCGCAAAUGGUGUUGGAGUGGCUGGAGGAGAUUGAGGAAGGCAGAGCGUGA
Clonostachys rhizophaga is the source of this 1050-nucleotide messenger RNA. The record is from the annotation of a GenBank genome assembly. Lineage: Eukaryota; Fungi; Ascomycota; Sordariomycetes; Hypocreales; Bionectriaceae.